GCUGCGCCUUCGCCGCCGCCUCCUCCUGCUCCUCCUCGGCCGUCCCUUCCCCUUUCCACCCGCUUUCAACCCGGGCCGAUGCGCGGGCGCUUUCAGUUCGGGUUGCUCUGCUCCUUCCGACGGCGGCGAGGCGGCAGGCGUGGCGCGCCUCGGCGAUGGUGUGAAGCGCAGCCCCGAAGCAGCGGCGGCGAUGGCAACGGCGAGGCGCGUCUUCCACCUCCAGCCAUGCGAAAGUCCACCGGCAGCGAUGUCCAGGAACGGCUACUUCUUCGAAGAAACAGGCUACCUUAAGUGUGAUACGGACGAUGGCUGUGAGAACAAAGAAGAAGUCGGGGGCGAAGAACUUUUUGACACCGUAAAUUCCUCGAUCGUCUCCGGGGACAGCAUCAGGUUCUUUGUGAAUGUCAACUUGGAUGUACAGCAGAAUGUUACAGAAAGCGAAGGUGCUGGGUGCGUUUUAUUACACACAUCAAGAAAAUACCUAAAGUUAAAGAAUUUCGAGGAAGAAGUCCGAGCUCACCGCGACCUCGACGGGUUCCUGGCCAGAGCCAGCAUCAUCCUGGACGAGACGGCAACCUCCCUGGACGACGUCCUGCGGGAGAUGCUGAAACACUUUGCGGAGGACUCUGACAACGCGGAGCCCAGCUGCAACUUUGAAAAAAUCAUGAGCACUUUAUUCACCGAUUCGGGGGCCCCCAGAGAAGGGAAUGUUCACCUCUUGUCAGAUACAAUUCAGGGCGUCACAGCGACAGUCACUGGGGUACAGUAUCAACAAUCAUGGCUUUGUAUCAUUUGCACUAUAAAAUCCCUUCAGCGUCGCCAUGUUUGCAUCAGCCGCCUCGAAAGGCCUCAGAACUGGGGGGAGAACUCCUGCGAAGUGCGAUUCGUCAUUCUGGUCCUUGCUCCUCCGAAAAUGAAAAGUACCAAAACUGCAACUGAAGUGGGCCGGACGUUUGCCACAAUGUUCUCAGAUAUAACCUUCCGGCAGAAGCUUCUAGAAACGAAAACGGAGGAAGAGUUCAAGGAGGCUUUGGUUCACCAACGUCAUCUGCUGACUGUCGUGAACCAGAGGCCAUCGGCAAUGGCUGACGGGCACAUGGUACACAACCACAAGCCCCUCAAGCUCCACGAGUUCUUCAACGUUGGCAAGGGAAUUUUUGAUGACAUCGCACGAAGGUUUCCAGUGUAUGCUCUGGACUUUACUGACGGCAUCAUUGGCAACAACAAAGCCAUAGGCAAAUACAUCACCACCAUGAUCUUUCUGUACUUCGCCUGCCUCCUGCCUUCCAUCGCUUUUGGCUCCCUCAAUGACGAAAACACGGACGGGGUCAUUGAUGUGCAGAAAACCAUCGUUGGCCAGUGCAUUGGUGGCCUGCUCUAUGCGCUGUUCUCAGGCCAGCCGCUUGUGGUGCUGUUGACGACAGCUCCUUUAGCGCUCUACAUCAACGUGAUCAAAGGGAUCUGCACUGACUACAACUUGGAAUUCCGCGCUUUCUACGCCUGGGUGGGACUCUGGAACAGUUUCUUCCUCAUGCUCUACUCCCUUUUCAAUUUCAGUCUUGUAAUGAAGCUCUUUAAAAGGUCGACGGAAGAAAUCAUUGCACUUUUUAUCUCCAUCACAUUUGUCCUUGAUGCUCUCAAGGGCAUAACAAAAGUUUUUACAAAGUACUACCAUUUCCCGAGAGUGCACAGCACACCGAUUGAUAACACCACCUUCUUCUUGAACAUGUCAGCUGAGCGCUCGGCGCUGGGGAACCAGACGGACGCCCCGCCUGCCGCUACGCCGUAUGGGCGAGAGACGGCCGUUCUUAGUCUGAUGCUGAUGCUGGGAACCCUCUGGCUCGGCCACACGCUGUAUCAGUUCAAGAAAAGCCCUUAUUUGCACGCCAGAGUCCGCGAAAUCCUGUCCGACUGUGCCUUGCCCAUUUCUGUCCUAACCUUUUCCGCCGUUGGGUCAUAUUUCUUCAAGGAAAUAACAAUGUCGAAGUUUAAUUACAACCCAUCGGAGAGCUUGUUCGUGUUGGCCCCCCUCCUAGACCUCUCCAUUGGCUCCGUUAUGAGCGCGAUGGGCCUGGGGUUCCUGCUCUCCAUGCUUUUCUUCAUUGAGCAAAAUAUAGUGGCAUCACUCACAAACGCCCCGGAAAACAGGUUAGUGAAGGGAACAGCUUAUCACUGGGACCUCCUCCUCGUGGCUCUGAUCAACACAGGGCUCUCCAUCUUUGCGCUGCCGUGGAUCCACGCGGCGUUUCCCCACUCGCCGAUGCACGUCCGAGCCCUGGCCUACGUGGAGGAGAGAGUGGAGAACGGGCACAUCUACGAAACGAUUGUGAGUGUGAAGGAGACCCGGCUGACCACCCUGGUAGCCAACUUCUUGGUGGGCCUCUCGCUGCUGCUCCUGCCUUUCCCGCUGCAGCUGAUCCCGAAGCCCGUCCUCUACGGCCUGUUCCUCUACAUCGCCCUGACCUCCAUCGACGGGAACCAGCUCUUUGAGAGGGUCGCCCUCCUGCUGAAAGAGCAGACGGCCUACCCUCCGACGCAUUACAUCCGCCGGGUGCCCCAGAGAAAGAUCCACUACUUCACGGGUCUGCAGGUCCUCCAGCUCCUCAUCCUUUGUGGAUUUGGGAUGUCUCCCCUGCCCUACAUGAAGAUGAUCUUCCCCCUCAUCAUGAUCGGAAUGGUCCCUAUCAGGUAUAACUUGCUUCCAAGGAUCAUUGAAGCGAAAUACUUAGACGCAAUGGAUGCUGAGCACUAGGGGAGGAAGCAGCCUUCUUUCCCUUGCAUCAGCCAGCAGGCUUCUCUCUUUUUCAAACGGAAAGGAAGCUGGCGUCUGGCUGGGCGACACGUCGGAAGUUUGGUUUGGUUCCCCGAACCUCUCGUGACUUGAUUUUUGUACUCCUGCACAACUGACUACCCAAAGGCAUGUUGCUAGAGACCAACCAAGUGCCCAGAUUUCAGGG
Lacerta agilis (Sand lizard) is the source of this 2957-nucleotide messenger RNA. RefSeq names its product solute carrier family 4 member 11 (gene SLC4A11). Lineage: Eukaryota; Metazoa; Chordata; Lepidosauria; Squamata; Lacertidae. The record is from RefSeq and is a predicted model, not a curated record. Gene Ontology annotation, biological process: monoatomic anion transport; monoatomic ion homeostasis; transmembrane transport. The transcript is spliced from 20 exons. Gene Ontology annotation, cellular component: plasma membrane; basolateral plasma membrane. Bases 191 to 2752 code for a protein of 853 amino acids. Gene Ontology annotation, molecular function: solute:inorganic anion antiporter activity.